This is a messenger RNA of Balaenoptera acutorostrata (minke whale), 4525 nucleotides long. RefSeq names its product ankyrin repeat domain 24 (gene ANKRD24). Lineage: Eukaryota; Metazoa; Chordata; Mammalia; Artiodactyla; Balaenopteridae. The transcript has 23 exons. Bases 195 to 3719 code for a protein of 1174 amino acids. The record is from RefSeq and is a predicted model, not a curated record. Gene Ontology annotation, molecular function: actin binding.
UGCUGGUGCGAGCUGGUGGCCCAGCUGGGAGCAGGUAACCAGAGCUGGCAGUGGACACAGUGGCCUGGUGCUGGAGUCACUGGAGCUGCAGGAGGUGGCCUGGGGAGAGGAGAAACACCUGACACUGGCCAUGAAGACCCUCCGGGCACGAUUUAAGAAGACAGAGAGAGGCGGAGACGAACGCAGGCGGGUCCAUGCAGAUCCUGGGAGCCUGGCCCUCUUUGCCUCAGCCUCCCGGUGGCAAGAAGGUCAGGUCGGGCCACCGCGGUGCCCCUCCCCCAGAGCCCAGCCCCCUUCCCUGGCACUCCCCACCACCCGUAGGGGAGCGGCCGGGAGGGGAGCAGCAGGCGGGGCGCGCGGGCGAGGGUUGGCGCGGGGCUUGGCGGGACUGCGCGGGCCGGGCGGCCGAGCCCCGGCAUCGCGGGCCCUUUCCUCUGGUCACCUCCCGGAGCCCGGUCGCCCGGCCGCCCGGCGCCCUGGACAUCAUGAAGCAGCUGUGCCUUUGCGCCGCCGCCUCCUUUGCGCUGCGGCUCAGCCCCACUGACCUUGGUUCCUGCCCACCCUGCGGCCCCUGCCCCAUCCCGAAGCCGGCAGCCAGAGGCAGGCGCCAGAGCCAGGACUGGGGCAAAAGUGACGAGCGGCUGCUGCAGGCCGUGGAGAACAAUGAUGCCGCACGGGUGGCCUCCCUCAUUGCCCGCAAGGGGCUGGUGCCCACGAAGCUGGACCCCGAGGGCAAGUCCGCAUUCCACCUGGCGGCCAUGAGGGGUGCAGCCAGCUGUCUAGAGGUGAUGCUGACACAUGGCGCCAACGUUAUGAGCACGGAUGGGGCAGGUUACAGUGCCCUCCACCUGGCCGCCAAGUAUGGGCACCCUCAGUGCUUGAAGCAACUACUGCAGGCAUCCUGCGUGGUGGAUACUGUGGACAGUAGUGGGUGGACGGCCCUGCAUCACGCAGCGGCUGGCGGCUGCAUCUCCUGCUCAGAAAUGCUCUGCUCCUUCAAGGCACGUCUGAAUCCCCGAGAUCGGCUGGGUACAACACCCCUCAUCAUAGCAGCUCAGAUGUGUCACACAGAUCUGUGCCGCCUUCUCCUGCAGCAAGGGGCUGCUGCAAAUGACCAGGACCUUCAGGGCAGGACGGCCCUGAUGCUGGCCUGUGAGGGAGCCAGCCCCGAAACAGUGGAGGUGCUGCUGCAGGGUGGGGCCCAGCCGGGCAUCACUGAUGCGCUGGGCCAGGACGCUGCUCACUACGGCGCCCUGGCAGGGGACAAACUCAUCCUACACCUCCUGCAGGAGGCCGCCCAGCGCCCCUCACCACCCAGCGAGGAUGAUUCAGGCGAGGCAUCGUCUCAGAACUCUGUGUCCAGCCAUGAAAAGCAAGGGGCCCCCAAGAAGCGGAAGGCACCUCAGCCCCCUGCCAAUAUCCCGAUGCCGGAUGACCAAGACGCCUAUGAGGAGAUCGUGCGGCUGCGACAGGAGAGGGGCCGCCUACUGCAGAAGAUCCGGGGCCUGGAGCAGCACCAGGAACGGAGGAAGCAGGAGCUGCCAGAGGCGGAGGCCAGCUCCCUCCACAGCCUGGAGAGACAGGUGCAAGAGCUACAGCAGCUGCUGGCAGAGAAGCAGGAGGAGAAGGAGAGUCUAGGACGGGAGGUGGAAAGUUUGCAGAGCAGGCUGUCCCUGCUGGAGAAUGAGAGGGAGAACACGAGCUAUGACGUGGCCACCCUGCAGGACGAGGAGGGUGAGCUGCCCGACUUCCCAGGGGCUGAGGCGCUGCUCUCCAAGCACCUAAGCCCAUCGGCCCAGGAGCUCUUGGCCUCGCUGCAGGAGCAAGUGACCAUGCUCACCAGACAGAACCAGGAGCUGAUGGAGAAGGUCCAGAUCCUGGAGCACUUCGAGAAGGACGAGAUGGAGGCUGGCAGUCUGGCCGAGGUCAUCCCUCUGGCGCUGUACGACUCUCUCCGGGCUGAGUUUGACCAGCUCCGCAGGCAGCAUGCCAAGGCCCUGCAGGCGCUGGAGCAACAGGAAGCGCAGGAGGCCCCUGGAGAAGAGGAGGCAGCCCCCAGGGAGGGCAAAGGCCCGGGAGCCAAGACCACCAGAAACGGACCGGUGCAAACAGAGCUUAACGGCACUGCAGCUCCGGAAACCAGAGUUAAUGGAGCCGAGAGCACAGAUGAGGAGGCUGCAGGAGUAGAAACCAUGGAAGCCAGAGCUUUGGAAGCAGCAUCCGUGGUGGCUGAGGCCACGGAAACAAGACCCACGGAUGCUGAGGCCACGGAAACGGAGGGUGUGGGAGCCGAGCGCUUGGAUACAAAGGCCACAGGGGCUGAGGUCACAGAAACGAAAACUCUAGAAGAAGGAGGAAACCCAGAAACAAAGGCCACGGGAGCAGAGUCCACAAAUAUGAAAACAGAGGAACCAGAAUGGAAGGCCAGUGGAACAGGUGCUGUGCCGGAAGAGCUCACAGGCACAGGGACCAUGAAAACGGAGGCCGUGGGAGUGGAGGCCGCGACCCCGAGGGUCACCCCAGGCCCCGCCCUGCACCCCAGUGCUGCCGGGCUGGAGGCGGCCCACGGCAAGGCUGAGCCCGCGGAGGCCGAGGUUGGUGGGGCUGGCGGGGUCAGCAGCGGUGACACAGGCCAACUGCGGGCCGCCCUGGAGCAGGCCCGGGAGGACCUCCGAGACCGGGACUGCCGCCUCCGGGAGCUGGAAGCGGCCUCGGCCCGGCUGGACGAGGCCCAGGCCGGCCGGCUGUUGGCCGAGGAGGAGGCUCGGGGCCUGCGGGCAGAGCUGGCCCAGCGGGAGGAGUUGCGGCUGGAGCUGAGCCGGGAGCUGCAGGCCCUACGGGAGCAGCUGGCUAUGGCCACAGCCGCCGGGGAGCAGCAGCGGGCCGCGGUCGUGAAGCUGGGCCAGGCGCGGGACGCGGCUGAGGCCCGGGCCGCCGAGCUGGCCGCGGCCUGCGAGGAGGCUCGGCGGGGCCUGGCAGAAUUGCGUGAGGCGUCCGAGGGGCUCCGCCAGGCAGCGGUGCCGGCCUCGGAGCAUCACCGGCUGCAGGAGGAGGCCCUGGAGUUGCGGGGCCGGGCGGCCAGCCUGGAGCAGGAGGUGGUGGCCACGGGCAAGGAGGCUGCCCGUCUGCGGGCAGAGCUGGAGCGCGAGCGUGUGGGCAGCGUGGCCCGCCUGGAGCACGAGCGCAUCGUGGGUGCCCUGCAGGCCGACGUGGCCCGGCUGCAGGGGCAGCUGGAGGAGCUGGGGCGACGCCACGAGAAGACCAGCGCCGAGGUCUUCCAGGUGCAGCGGGAGGCGCUAUUCAUGAAGAGUGAACGGCACGCGGCCGAGGCCCAGCUGGCCACUGCAGAGCAGCAGCUGCGGGGGCUACGUACCGAGGCCGAGCGGGCACGCCAGGCCCAGAGCCGUGCCCAGGAGGCCCUGGAGAGGGCCAAGGAGAAGGACAAAAAGAUCACAGAGCUCUCCAAGGAAGUCUUCAGUCUUAAGGAGGCACUGAAGGACCAGCCGGGAGCCCCAGGCUCCUCGGAGGUGGAGGCCCUUCGCGGCCAGGUGAAGGCUCUACGGGAGCAGCUGGAGGAAGCUUCCAGGGACCACAGUGCAGUGGUGGCCUUGUACAGGAGCCACCUCCUCUACGCCAUUCAGGGUCAGAUGGAUGAAGAUGUACAGCGGAUUCUGAGUCAGAUCCUGCAGAUGCAAAGACUCCAGGCCCAGGGCCGCUGAGAUCAGAGCACUGCCCUCCGCCUUCCAGGCCCCGAGUCGGGGCUUCCAGACUCACGCACUGACCAUCCGCACUUGGAGACCAGCCUGGGCUCCUUCCCAACGAUCCCUCACUGCCUCCACGGCCCCACUGGUCCCUGCAUGCGCUGGUCAGUCUAGACCCCGGCCCUGACCGUGUACCCUUCCCUGCGCCGGAGAAUCUGUGAGUCCCCUCCCUCAUGUCUGGUCUUAUCAUCAGACGCCACCCCAGGAAUAAAAGCUCAUGGAGCAGAGGAUGAAAGCAUCGUGUGGCCUGAUUGCUGGGCUCCUACUGCAAAACGGGGAAGGGGCGGCCCAGAGCAGGGAUUGGGGAUUAGGGUGAGGAGAGCAAGGCAGGACUCAGUCCCCGAGAUGUACACUAUGUUACUAUGUUACUGCAGUAUCUUUUUUCUUUCUUUUUUUUUUUUUUGGCCACGCUACACAGCAUCUUAAUUCCCAGACCAGGGGAUGAACCGCGCCUCCUGCCUUGGAUGCGCGAAGUCCUGCCUUGGAUGCGCGAAGUCGUAACCACUGGACUGCCAGGGAAUUCCCCAGUUACUGCGAUAUUUCUAAAAGUCAGAAUGGGUUCCCAAAAGUUCAUGAUGAACAAAACAUGCAAAUGUCAAAUGAAGACAGAAUCUGAGGCUGCACGACUUACCUCACUGUCCUCACCCUAAACCCGGCCCUGGUGGGAGUGUCCCACACCCUCCCACAGCCUCCUUGCCCCUGGGCCAACCCCCUGAAAUCCCCUGGGGGUUCUUGGCUCUUUCCAGCUCGGCCAGGAAGGCAGC